AUGACGAGGAAAUUCCUAUUCUGUUUCCCGCUUCGGAUGGGGAACGUUGUGUUUGGUUACAUUGUUAUAAUUUUAAGCAUGGCUGUGGUUGCAUUUAACCUCUAUCAACUGGGCCUAGCCGUUAUUUCAAGAGAGGAUUAUGAACACGAUGCAAAGUUCGGGAACUUUGAUAAACUAGAAAACAUAUUCGGCGAAGGAAAAAAGGACCUCGUUAGCUUAAUAGUUAAAAUAUACUAUUUGACAUAUGCUGUUAUUGGACUAUUGAUGUUAAUAUUUGCAUCAGUUUUUACAUGUGGAGCUUAUAAGGUGAGCAGUUGUCCGGUCAAAACGUUCUUCGUCUAUAGUUUCUUCCACUUGUUCUUCACAAUCGGCCUGAUUGUUUGGGAAGCUGUUACUGCUGGGUGGAUUCAACUUGGUUUGCUUCUCUUAUCGGAUUUGCUUCUCAUUAUUUGCCUGAUAAGUGUCAAAUACUUGAUAGAAGCAAUCAGGAAUGGCAACAUAUACAGUCGACCGGGCGAAGAGUUGUAUAAAUAU
Molecule: messenger RNA, 534 nt
Organism: Iphiclides podalirius (scarce swallowtail)
Lineage: Eukaryota; Metazoa; Arthropoda; Insecta; Lepidoptera; Papilionidae
Source: the annotation of a GenBank genome assembly